ACUAUAAAAACCCUCAAACCAUAGCACCUAAUUAAUAAAGUAAACAAAACCAGCAGCAUUCUGGCCACCGGAAACAGCGGCGGCGGCGGGUGAUGGCUGAUAAAAACAGCAAGUUGCAUUGCACAAACGAGAAGCACUUGCAUUUCUUGAACUCAAUGGAAGCUUCUUUUGUUCAAUCCAUGCUCCAAAAUAACUCCCGAUUUCCCCCUCUCGACCGUUUUCUACCAGACACCUCUGAUUCUACCCUGGAUUUGGACAAGUUUAAAUCAUCUUCCUCCACUUUUCAUACAGAUAAUGUGGAGUCCAGUGUGAGAAGGACAGAGAGAAAGACGAGAAUUUUAUCAUGCCAAAAAUCUUCUCAAGAUCAGGUGGUCCCAGAAUUUCAGAACAAGGGAGAUGAUAAAAGAUAAUCUUGAUGUCCCACAACCCAUCAACAAUAUAUUUUUAUCACUUCAGCUAGUUUUUUUUUUUGUUUUAUCUUAUUUUACUUUGGAGAAUUGACUAUUUAGUUAUUUGGGUAAGUAAAAUAGCUUCGCCGCCUAAUUGUCGUUACAUAAAUAUUGACUCAGUAUAAACAUUAAUUGAGGUUUGUAGUUUCA
This is a messenger RNA of Salvia hispanica, 599 nucleotides long. RefSeq lists its product as uncharacterized. The record is from RefSeq and is a predicted model, not a curated record. NCBI's taxonomy places the organism in Eukaryota, Viridiplantae, Streptophyta, Magnoliopsida, Lamiales, Lamiaceae.